Molecule: messenger RNA, 3712 nt
Organism: Bactrocera oleae (olive fruit fly)
Lineage: Eukaryota; Metazoa; Arthropoda; Insecta; Diptera; Tephritidae
Gene: Gem3
Product: Gemin 3
Biological process (GO): spliceosomal snRNP assembly
Cellular component (GO): SMN complex
Molecular function (GO): RNA binding; RNA helicase activity; ATP binding
Source: RefSeq, a predicted model, not a curated record
AUUUUUAUUUAUAUAAGUAAGUAUAAGUAAAAAUAAUAAUUAUUCCAAUUUAAUUCAUCAGAAAAUGUGGUAGCACCAGAGAAUGUAAAAUACUACAUUCUCUGGUAGCACCAUCUAUACUCCUAUGUGUGUGCGUCGCUGUACAACAGCUGAUUUUCAGCAUUGUUUGGCGAAAUUUCUCGACACAAAUUAUUAUUUGCCGGUGCCUUUCUUAUAGUGAUAAAUUAUUUAAAACUUUAUAAAUAUGGAAGUUGGUGGGGUGGCCCACAGCCUGGAUGGCAAAGUACGGACGGAGGAUGUUAAACUCAAAGAAUUGGCACCGUUUAGUAAAAUGUUGUUGUCGGAUGCGGUGCGUAAAGGAUUGCAAAAAACGGGAUUUGUAUACCCAACAGGCAUUCAGGCAACCUCAAUACCGAUGGGCAAAUCGGGAUUGGAUUUACUUGUACAGUCGAAGUCUGGCACUGGAAAAACACUUAUAUUUUGCACAAUAAUAUUGGAGGCUUACCGCAUGGAUAUCGCCGAACCGCAAUCAUUGAUAGUAGCGCCAACACGUGAGAUUGCCGUGCAAAUCGAAUUAGUAUUGAAUCAAAUUGGUAGUUGCUGUAACAGUUUUCGUGCUGUCAGUGUUAUUGGUGGUUUAGAUGUAGCAGACGACAGAAAGCGUUUACAUGGCGCCAAAGCAGUUGUUGGUACGCCUGGCCGUCUACUACAUUUGAUACAAAACAACGUGCUGAACACGUCGAAAAUUCGUUUGCUGGUGUUGGAUGAAGCUGACAAAAUGUAUACACAAUCAUUCCGGCAAGAUUUGCGGCGUAUACAAAAUGCUUUACCGGCAAAGCGCCAGACAAUCGCUUGUAGCGCCACAUUCUGCGAUGGCUUAGAUGAGGAGCUGGCAAAGAUAAUGCGCAAUCCCCUGUUAAUUUCUACAGAGGAGCGUGCCACCUUAUUAGUUGGCAUAAAACAGUUUGUCUAUGAAGUUGUCGAACAAAAAACCAGCAUACUUGAGAUGCAAACCAAAUUGGCAGCGCUGCGUGCCAUAUUCGGACAUAUUCCUUUCAAACAAUGUUUAAUAUUUGCUGGCUCACAAUCACGGGCUAAUUCCUAUUGCAAUUAUUUGGAAAAGGAGGGCUGGCCUUGUGAACUUAUAUCCGGUGCGCAGGAUCAGAAAACACGUCUCGAAAUGUUUCACAAAUUUCGUGAAUUCAAAACGCGCAUUAUCAUAACAACCGAUCUGAUGGCGCGUGGCGUUGACUCGGAACAUGUAAACUUGGUUAUAAAUUUGGAAUUACCAACCGACAUGGUCACCUAUUUGCAUCGCAUUGGACGCGCUGGACGCUUUGGUUCACAUGGCAUUGCUAUCAACUUUGUUGCCAAUGAAAAGGAUCGUUGUACGCUAACACGUCUCAUAACACGCAUUGGCAAUGGCAUGAGUGUCUUUAAGUUUCCACAAAAGGCGGUGGCGCCAGAGCAAGAGCAAGAACACGAUUUUUGGGAUUUCACCGACUUUGAGAAGGAUAAACAAUAUUUUGGUUUAUUUGGUUGUGAAGCCUUAGCGCCUUUAGCAUCGCUUGAGCAUAGCUCAUUUUCUGAUACACAAGAGAACAAUAAAGAGAAUGUAAAUGAUAAUCAGCUGAAUACGAGCUCUUCAAUUGACACGAACACAUUUCGUGUCGACUCAAAAGACAGCGCUCUAAAUGUGCAAGAUAAUCUGCUAGAACGUCCCGAAUAUAACAAUCAACACUACUCACCUUCACAUAACCUAACAAUUGACUCACGCCAAAACUCUUCACAACAACUACCAUCUUCAAAUACUAUAGACGACGCCAGUAGCAUAGCUGCAGACAGUCUACGCAGCAGCCAACAAGAUAUUUCACGUUACCAAUCGGUUUUAAUGCAAAAAGCCGCCAUUCCAACGCUUUUCGAAUUCCUCGUCGAUCCUAACAGCAGCGAGAGCAAAGCGGACGUUGACGGUGGUGAAGCGAAGAAGAAGCCACAAAUUGAUUUGUUUGAAGACUACAAAAAAGCUGUGCUAACAAACUCGAACAAUUCACUGAAAGAGAUUGAAGCUGCCCGUGUCGCAGAAGCUGCACCCAUAUCGACGAAAAUCGCUGCUUAUAAGACGAUGCUUAUCGAUCAACCCGAGCAGAAGCCAGUGGUGGAAUCCACACCUGAUAUAUACUCCGACUAUGCCAAUUUCAAUACCGAUGAGAAUUCCAGCAGCCUAAGUCAGGAGACACUCUCUAAUGAUAUUGAUAAGGCAACAUUUAUAUUAUCUGUGGCAACACCGCCAAAAAUGCACGAUUCCAUUGAAGAGUACGUUAAUACAACGAGCACAGAGAGUGAUCUGAAAAAUAGCGUCUGCACAAGUGAAAGCAGUGAAGUGUCGGAAGUGAAGCAUUUCACUUCACCAGCACAUAAUCAACCAAAUAACAACAUACCAGAUCUUAUACCGGCCAAUCAACGACUUCUGGGUUUGGCAUACAAUCAGCAACAAUUACAGAACUUAACUGUUAAUGUUGGUGCACGGAUCGAAAUACCGCCCCAACAGCCUCGGCAAGCCGAUUCGCCAGCACUGAACGAUUCCGUUUUACAUUCCCACGAUGAUGAUCAUUCGCCGACUAUUAGCAAUAGCGACUCCUUGCACUCGCGUUCAAAUUCGGAGCGUGGCGGUAGCAGUGGCUUCAACGAGCGCAAUACGACCAGCGCUUCGUCGGGCAUCGUCACUUCCGACACAGAGGCGGAACGUUAUGUAGAAAAUGGUUACUACUCUUCGUCCUCGGAAAGCGGUACUGGAUCUAUAAAUGAAGGUGACGUGGAAUUAAUGCAACCAAAUCCGGAACCAGAGGCCGAAGCUGAAUCGUCGUCAACGGAUGAGGACUAUGAUGAUGAAGAAGACUACUAUGAAGAUGAAGAUGAGGAGGACUGCGCUGAGUUCGAGGACGAGGAAGAUGAAGAUAUCGAAGAUAAUGAUGCAGAGGAUUGGUUUGAGGAUAAAGGAGAUGAUGAGGACUUGGAAGAAGAGGGUCACGACUACGACAACGCCAAUGGUGUUGCACACAAUGAAUGCGAAAGCGAUAGUGAUGGCGGAUGUGGCGUACCCUAUUAUGCGACUUACGAGAGUGGUGUAGAACGUAAAAACGAAUAUGAAACGAAUGCGGCCGAGCUUGGUGAUGCAAAAGUAGUGCUUGCAACCGAAGUUGAAGCAGAAAAUGCAGGCACAUCAACAGCUAACAUAAAACAUGAAUCCAAUAUAACUAACACAAAACAUGACAAUGAGCCGUUAGAAACAGCGAAAACAACAAAAACCCAUAAGCAUGAUAAGAAGCGUUCUACACGAAAAACAGCGCACUCAACACAAUAUGGCGCAUAUCCGUCGUAUUAUAACUGUAAUGACAGCAAUUAUGUGGCUGCGCAUGCGCUUUGGAUGGAAAUGUAUUGGAAGCAGGUGAAGCAAAUACAAGACUAUGUGCGUUCGACACGUGAAGUUGGACGAUCAGAAGACGAAAAGUGAAUAAUAUACAGUUUUUCAACCAGUACAUACACAAACGAAGAUGAAUGCGUCAUUGCAGAUACAUCAGUAUAUGUACCCUAUGCAUUAAAUUUAAUUUAUUACUUAACUUAUUGAAGAAAAUUCCAUGAAAUGAAUUGAACUCACUAAUAUAAUAUAUUGAAAUGAAUAGAAGAAUCAAUAAACCAAUACGCUAAUAGAGCA